Messenger RNA from Galleria mellonella (greater wax moth), 543 nucleotides. RefSeq lists its product as uncharacterized. NCBI's taxonomy places the organism in Eukaryota, Metazoa, Arthropoda, Insecta, Lepidoptera, Pyralidae. Bases 25 to 444 code for a protein of 139 amino acids. The transcript has 3 exons. The record is from RefSeq and is a predicted model, not a curated record.
AUUUAAUUACAGCAAGUAUAAACAAUGUCUGACAUGAUAAUAAAUGAUUCUGUUCCCGUGGACAAAAAAUGGAGUGAAUUAAUUAAAUAUAAUAUAUUUAUUAUGAAAUUGGUCGAGUUUGUUUUUUCAAUGGUUCUGAUGAUAAUUCCGUUCGCUAUGAACGGAGCUGACACCAUGCAUUGCCUGGCUGUCGCCCCCACUGUGGUCAUGUCCAUAAUGUUUGUUGUACUGUACUUAGUGGAUCAAGUACAUGACUUAGCUGAACAACUCUAUUUGUUGAUACAAAUUACACUGAAUAUACUUGCUCUCUUUAGUGUGCUGUUGAAACAAUAUCCCGCUGGAGCACUAUAUGGAUUAUUUUAUUGUCAUUUACUUAUUGCCCUUUGUAUUGACAAAUAUUAUGUGAUAAAGGAAAGAGGUUUUGCAUUAUUACAACCAGUAUGAGUGUUUAGUAAUAAAAUGCUGUAGAUAGCGUAUUUGUAUUAUUCCACUGUUAACUCUUUAGUCAGCUUGAUUUUUAAUUUAUUAAAAAAAAUUUUUUUA